Molecule: messenger RNA, 1625 nt
Organism: Helicoverpa zea (corn earworm)
Lineage: Eukaryota; Metazoa; Arthropoda; Insecta; Lepidoptera; Noctuidae
Exons: 2
Coding region: 129-1010 (293 amino acids)
Source: RefSeq, a predicted model, not a curated record
UUUAUGUUAUGGCCCGCUGUCGAAAAUACAUUUUCAUGAAAGAGUUGAAUUUAUUGCAGAUUUCGCGUGAAAAUCUUCGUAUUUUUGUGAAAAUAUGGUAUUAGUUGCCGUAUUAAAUUAAUAUAACGAUGGCUUUUGAGUGCAAUAUUGUGAAAGAAGAGCCGAAUUUAAAGGAGGACGGUGAUAAUGAGAAUAAAUCCGCAAGUAUUGACGCAGAACAAAAUUUUGAAAUUAAACUUUCGCUACCUGCUGGUGUACUUAUUCCCACAAAAUUGACAGAGUCCAUUGAAGCUUUGAGUUCUAAGUUAGCUUCUAUUCAGGAUAACCAAGCAAUACUGAAUUCUAAUCAGGUAUUAAUUUUGGAGAAAUUAACAAAUUUAUCUACUCAAUUUGAUGAAUUAAUGCAAAGGAUAUCUGUAGGAGCAUUAACAGGAAAAUCUGAACGGGAUAUUGAUAAUAGAUUUAAACCGAUCACAAAUAAGAAAUGUCUUGAUGAUUUCGAAGAAUCUCUUAAGAGUAAGCAUAAAACACAAGAAUUUAAAAAAAUAUUAUCAAUUGUUUGUGGCAAAGGAAAAGGCAGAGCGAUUAAUAAUGCAUAUGCGUUACUAGAUGCUAUGUUUGGCCGGGAAUUUUUGACCACUUGUUCGUGGGCUGGCGGAACACGUGCUGAAGGCUCGAAAAUAUGUUUUAAAAGUUACCAAAAUACAAUUGACCUCUUCUUUACAAUAGUACACAUGUCUGAUGAAAACUUUACAAUGCAAGAGUGUUAUUCAUUUCUUAAGAGUAUUCUUAGGAACGCAAAAAGAAGGAGUACUUCCAAAAAUUUAAGAAUUUCUCGUCAAAGGAGAAGACUAAAAAGCAAAAAAACAGAAGAUAAUGGGCUUAACAAUUUAAUUCAGACACCAAGACUUGACAAUGUAGAUGAAACUACCCAAGCAGAUACUGUUGAUUAUAACGUCAAUGAAGAAGAAAUGAAUACAGAUGAAGACGAGGAGUUGGAUUUAUGUUAGAUUUGAUUUCAUGACCCUUCAAUAGUUAGUUAAUAACUGCCUCGUUGGUCUAGCUGUCGCAAGCACGACUGUUGAACAUGAGGUACACCCGUGCAUCGGAGAGCACGUGAAUGUCGAUCCGGCGCCUGGUCUCUCUCCGGUGGUCUCGGAUUGCUGUCCCAUGAGAGUGAAGAAAUAGUGAGUGAACUUGUGUCUGCGCAAAUGCUUGUGCACUAUAAUAUGCCAUGCGCAGUUGGCUAAUCUCCUUACAUGAGAACAGCCGCCGUAGUCGAUAAUCGGCAGAAUCGGUUAGGAUAUCAAUAAUUAGGAAACGUCUUAAAAGGAAAGUGUUAUUGCCUAAUAUCUGUCUUAAUUUUGUUUUUAAGAUUUAAUAAUAUUUAGUUGUUGUUGAUUUUCACAUAAUUGAUUUUAAUCUAAUUUUAAUAAUAAGUACAAGUUUAUAUUUUGAUUAUCUUUCUUAACAAACAUCUUAUAUGUUUAAGAUACCUUGAGGGACAAUUUAUAAUGACUCAGUUCUUGGCAUCGCCAGUUGUUAAGCAAAGAGGUAUAUUUUGACAACAAAAAAUAUUUUGUUCUUUAUAUAAUAGUUUUAUUAAUAUAUUUUCAGAAUUUGUA